CUUGAAUGUGGGGUGGGGUAAGAUCUCUGACCUCGACCAUUUAGUCAUUGCAUUCUGAACUACCUUCCACGCCAAUGACAUCUCAGCUGGACACUCUUCUCAAUGUGUUGCGAACGACAACUGUCGCCGGAGUCUCGCUUUCGACCAUACUUCAAGGAGCGGCCAUAGCUAUCAUUGGUUCGUUUGCCAUUUCAAAACUGUCUGGCAAGAAACGUACCGUGGACGCUGCGAAAAAGCCUCGUGAUACUGUCCUGCUUUAUCAAUUCUACACAUCAGAUAAGGCUAAAGUUCAACUGUCUCCGCCCUGUUUGAAGCUGGAGGCAUAUCUGAGGGUCAACAAAGUUCCCUACAAAGACUGUCGUGUACACUCUCCCGCAGGAUCUCCUAAAAAGACGGCCCCAUAUGUCGAGUACAAUGAUAUGGGAAUGGCUGACAGCACGUUGAUUAUCGACUGGCUUGAGAAAAAUGGGGUAGUUUCUCCCAUGGAUGCGCAUUUAACGCCUGUCGAAAAGGCGCAGGUUGAAGCAUUUCGGUAUCUAUUCGAAGAAGGACUCUACUGGCAGAUGUUGCAUUCUCGUUGGCAGCACGACCCAAAUUGGGCAUUCGUUCGCAAUUUGUUCUUUUUCAAGGUUCCUGGCAUUUUCAAGUAUAUUCUAGCUUUCCUCGUUCGCAGAGGUCAGGUUAAGGCCUUGAAAACACAGAAAAUCGGACGCCAUACUUUUGAAGAGACUCUAAUCUUUAGUGGCAAAGUAAUCCAAGCUGCAUCGGACUUGCUUGGUGAUAAAAAGUACAUGCUAAGCAACACACGAAUGUGUAGUCUGGAUAUGAUCGCAUUCGCCAACCUGUCCAAUGUGUUGUACCUGGAUCUACCUGAUUCGCGAAUGCAGCAACAAGUGGCCGCCAAGAAGAAUUUAGUAGACUACUGUGAUCGAAUGAUGGCUGAAAUAUUCCCUAAUGGCUAUGGCCGUUGAUGUUUACAGUGACACUAUCUGAAAUACCAAUCUACGAACUUUUUGCCUUGAGGAUACAAGUGGACAUUAGAAUCUAGAUGUUACCUUUCACAUUCUGUUAAAUCUAAAAUGUCAACUAUAAGUUCCUUGAUUCGCUCUACCUUCCCA
Messenger RNA from Spizellomyces punctatus DAOM BR117, 1118 nucleotides. RefSeq lists its product as uncharacterized. Gene Ontology annotation, cellular component: cytoplasm. The record is from RefSeq and is a predicted model, not a curated record. Bases 75 to 971 code for a protein of 298 amino acids. The transcript is spliced from 8 exons. Lineage: Eukaryota; Fungi; Chytridiomycota; Chytridiomycetes; Spizellomycetales; Spizellomycetaceae.